Molecule: messenger RNA, 1317 nt
Organism: Penicillium taxi
Lineage: Eukaryota; Fungi; Ascomycota; Eurotiomycetes; Eurotiales; Aspergillaceae
Product: class I SAM-dependent methyltransferase
Exons: 2
Coding region: 1-1317 (438 amino acids)
Molecular function (GO): methyltransferase activity
Source: RefSeq, a predicted model, not a curated record
AUGUCAUACCCCUCUAUGGAGCCGUCGCGCGGCUUUCAGCUUCCACAGCCUAAAAUUCCUGGAGAUGAAGAUAUGCGACGUCGACUUCCCCCUAUGGCUUCGCCGCCGCCUUCAAAAAGGUACAAGUCGGAGUCGACCCCUGGUAGCGAUACGGGUCGCUCAAGGUACUAUCACUCCCAAUCGGUACCAACGAGCGAACGGAGUCGCUCGCGCCAGACUUCAACAGCCAUGGAUAUUUAUGUCAUUACCGAUCCAGAUCCGUCCGAUAAUCGCAAUCGCGAUCGGGACCGGGAUCUGGAGCGCAGAGUUGGUCGGUUUCUGAGCAAUGGCUCGGUCGCGACGCAAUCGUCGCAGAUCUCCAACAUUUCCCAUGCUUCUACUCGUACUUCUUUCUCCUCACCUCCGGUGAUUAUCAACAAUCGCAAAAUUCCCGAAAAAUAUCCGAGCUAUUCUGAAAAUGGACGAAUGUACCAUGGCUACCGGAAGGGCUCCUACAUGAUGCCAUGCGAUGAAGAGGAACAAGACCGUCUGGAUAUCUUCCACAAACUGAUCACCGUCGCCCGUGCAUCAGACGGUCUAAUAUAUGCCCCACACCCGCAAAAUUCACGUAUUCUGGACCUGGGCUGCGGAACAGGAAUAUGGAGUAUCGAAGUCGCGAAUAAAUACCCAAAUAGCUUCGUGGUUGGUGCAGACUUAGCACCAAUCCAGCCAGCCAACCAUCCUAAAAACUGCGAUUUCUACGCCCCCUUUGAUUUCGAGAGCCCAUGGGCCAUGGGUGAAGAUUCAUGGGACCUGAUCCACAUGCAAAUGGGGCAAGGCAGUGUCAAAAGCUGGCCCAGCCUCUAUAAACGAAUAUUUUCUCACCUGCGCCCUGGCGCAUGGUUCGAACAGGUCGAAAUCGAUUUCGAACCGCGUUGUGACGAUCGUUCUUUGAGCGGACUCGCACUGCGCCACUGGUAUACCGCACUUAAGAAUGCGACGGAAUCUCGCAUGCAGCCAAUUGCCCAUAGCUCGCGUGAGACGAUCCGCAAUUUGCAAGAAGCCGGUUUCACUGAGAUAGACCAUCAGAUGGUGGGCUUGCCAAUGAACGCCUGGCACAAAGACGAGCACGAGCGCAAGGUCGCUCGCUGGUAUAACCUCGCCGUGUCAGAGAGCGUCGAGCCUAUGAGCUUGGCUUGCUUCAGCCGAGUGUUUGCGUGGCCCAUAGAGAAGAUUCAACGCCUGGCAGCUGAUGUCAAGUCUGAAGCUUUCAAUAAGGAGAUUCACUGCUACAACAUCUUGCAUAUAUACCAGGCCCGCAAGCCCGUUUGCGAUUAA